AUGAAUCCUACUACCAAAUUUGAGCCGAAUGGGAAAAACUCUGAAAAUUCAUGUAGUUUAGCUCCGACCGUAGCGCCGACUGUGCUGGCAAUCCGAAAUACGACUGAAGGAUGUAUUUCCGUUGCUGUAGAACCACCACCAAAUAUGCAAGGCACCUUAGCUGGCUACUACUUCACUUUACAAAGGCUAAACGAUAACGAACCGAGGAAAGAAUUUUUUCCUGGCAACAUGAGCGGUCCAUACAGUAUCUGUCGUUUACAACCUCAUGCUUCAUAUGCGCUCUUCUUAGAGGUGGACAAUGGGUUUGGCAGAUCACCUCCAGCUAGACAAAUGUUCGACACUGAUGAGAGUAUACCAAACGGAGCCCCAUCCGACAUUGUUGUCUCUCCGGCUGUUGGUUCACCUUCUGUGAUUGUGCAUUGGAAAAAGCCCAACAAUUCAGGAUUAAUCACGCACUAUCAUCUCUACCAUAAGAUGCGGGGACAUGCGAAGUGGAAAGUCGAUCACCUGAGCGUCACCCGACCCGAGCAGACCUCAUACAAAUUUGAGCUUGGUGGACUCGCGCCAUCUACGAAGUAUCACUUUCGAUUAUCGGCCUCCAGCAAAAAGGGAGAAGGGCAGCGUAGUGUUGAACAUAUUGCUACAACUGACGUCGCAGUUCCUCCGCCACCAGAAAUCAACCUGUUAACGUUUGAUUGCAAAAAUGGCAUUAUGCUGCAAUGGACAAACACGGCAAGUCAUAUCUGCCAUGUGGAGUUGAGGAAUGAAACCAACGUUCUUCUCUUUAAUACAACUGCUUCAAAGGUAAAUAAACUUUUCUUUGAAAAUAAGUAGGU
Messenger RNA from Strongylus vulgaris, 836 nucleotides. NCBI's taxonomy places the organism in Eukaryota, Metazoa, Nematoda, Chromadorea, Rhabditida, Strongylidae. The record is from the annotation of a GenBank genome assembly.